CGUGACGUGUAGGUAAUCCCAGCCAGGUAUCUUUUUGAAAACGUCUGCUAUACACAUCGACAUACGGUGAAUAUAUUAAAAUAUUAUCAAUACAUCGAUUCGAUAAGGAUAUUAUCGCCCAUAGUCCACGUCACAACUGUACAUUAACAGAUUCUACAAUGUUGAGGCUAUUAUUUUUGGCUGCAUUCUUGCAGUGCACUAUAUCUCAACAAUAUCAGCAAAAAGUAGCUCCCGGAGUGCCUCCACAGAAUUAUCAGAAUUAUCAACAGCCUCCACCUCCACCUCCACCGCAACAGCAACAAUAUCAACAGCAGCAACAGUACCAACAACCUCCCCCUCCCCCACAGCAACAGCAACAGCAACAAUACCAGCCCCCACCCCCUCCCCCGCAGCAACAACAACAACAAUAUCAGCAACAGCAACAACAACAGCAACAGUUCCAACAACCGCCACAGCAACAACAGCAACACGGCCAUGCUCAUCAUGGAGAUCCUCAACUCCUGAACCCGGCUAACAUUGCCCAGGAGAGAGAUCACAUCCAAGAGCAUAUGGAGGUCCCAAUAGACACAUCAAAGAUGUCGGAACAGGAGUUACAGUUCCACUACUUCAAGAUGCAUGACGCUGAUAACAACAACAAAUUAGAUGGAUGUGAACUCAUCAAAUCUCUUAUCCAUUGGCACGAGCAAGGGCACAAACAGGCGCCUCAGGCAGGAACGCCGCCGGUUGGCGAAAAAAUCUUCGGUGACGAUGAAUUAGUGAAUUUAAUUGAUCCUAUUUUAAAUAUGGAUGAUCACAAUAGGGAUGGUUAUAUAGAUUAUCCAGAAUUCGUAAGGGCGCAGCAGAAGAGUCAGCAGAAACAAGGACAGUAAAUUUUAGAGUCUUGUAUAGUGGGAUUUGAUAGCAUUUGCUUGAAAAGAAGGAAAUUAGAAGAUAAACAAUACAUUUAAUUAACUUUGUCUACGCUUAAGUUUGCGAAAUGUAUUUUUUAUCUAUGCAGGACCCUUAAGAUGUCUCCUUAACUCGUCGAGUACCGUCAUUAUAGACACAAUUAUAGAACAAUAGGUUGCGGUCACCGGUGACCGCUUGGUGUUUGACAGUUUAAAGUCGUUUACUUAUAUAAGGCGUAGCUGUCGUGAUCAAAAAUUAAAGCUGGCCCUUCACUGCCUUAAAAGACAAGGGUUCAAGUCAAACUUAGGUUUCAAUUUACGAGUCCAACAUAGUAAUUAUUACACAAUUCAGAUAUUAUAGAAAUCGUAGUCUGAAGUUCAUGGUACAGUCCAUGGGACUCAUGAACUUCACUGAGGGCUAGUUCAAUUUUGUUUUUGUUCAGUGUUGUUGGUCCACCCCAAUUUAAAGCAUCUGCAAUCAAUUCCCAUCUAUACGAUCAAACAUUCCGGGAAAAAAAUUAAUGUACUGAAUGAGAUUUUUAUAAAAUACUUAUGCAAUGAAAAAAGAAUAUGAAAUAUUUUUUUGAUGCAGUUUUUAAUAUAACUAGAUGGUAAAUGUAUGUAAAAUGGUAGAAGUCGGGAACUUAGUAUUGAGAUGUAAUGCGAUUCUAUUUCGAAUACGAAUGAAUCUCAAAUAAUUUAUUGAAAAUUUCUCACCUAACGUCACUUAGAAGAGCUCUACUGGUUUCAAGUCAUAACGGGGCUCUUUUUCAUUACCAGCGUGCCUAUAGCGGCACGAUAGUUAUAAUAUAAA
Spodoptera litura is the source of this 1701-nucleotide messenger RNA. RefSeq lists its product as uncharacterized. The record is from RefSeq and is a predicted model, not a curated record. Gene Ontology annotation, molecular function: calcium ion binding. Lineage: Eukaryota; Metazoa; Arthropoda; Insecta; Lepidoptera; Noctuidae.